AUGCUACUCUGUCGGGUAUCCGUGUUUUUUCUGUGUUUUUGGACGUCAAACUCACACUAUAACAUCCCUCUUAAGAUUUUUACGGGGAAGUUUAAUUCUUCUGUGGAUCUGGACCUAUCGUCAUUAAAACUCGGUGAAUCAUCGUUGAAGCAAAAUGAAACGGACUCUGGUAAUGGUCUGUCCUUGGCAUCAGAUCCGUCGGGAACUGUCAACUUUUUGGACAUGGUUAAUAACCUUAAAGGCGACGCCGGCAGGGGAUAUUACUUAGAGAUGAUGAUCGGAACUCCGGGACAAACGCUGAAUAUCUUGGUUGAUACGGGGAGCAGCAACUUUGCCGUGGCAGCAGCAGCACACCCUUACAUCACGCAUUACUUCAACAGAGCCCUCUCUAGUACAUAUCGGUCUGCAGGGCGGGCAGUGGAGGUAAAGUACACACAAGGCAGCUGGGAGGGUGAACUGGGAACAGACCUUAUCUCCAUACCCAAAGGCCCCAAUGGUACUAUCAGCAUUAACAUCGCUGCCAUCCUGUUCUCCAGUGACUUCUUCCUCCCUGGUGUUAAUUGGCAGGGGAUUUUGGGCCUGGCCUACCCUCUGCUGGCACGGCCCGAUUCAUCCGUGGAGCCUUUUUUUAACUCCAUGGUGAGACAGACGGGUAUUCCAAACAUCUUCUCCCUCCAGAUGUGUGGAGCAGGGCUGUCUGCCAGCAACACAGCCGACCCUGCAGGGGGCAGUCUAAUCAUGGGAGGUAUUGAACCCACCCUCUACCGUGGUUCCAUGUGGUACACCCCUAUUCUGGAGGAAUGGUACUACCAAGUCGAGGUUCUGAAGCUCGAGGUUGGGGACCAGAACUUAAACCUGGACUGCAGAGAGUAUAAUUCAGAUAAAGCCAUUGUGGACAGUGGGACAACUCUUCUGCGACUACCAGUCAACGUAUUCAACGCUGUCGUGGAAGCCAUUACACAAACAUCACUGAUCCAGGAUUUCUCCUCUGGGUUUUGGACUGGGAGUAAACUGGCAUGCUGGCUGAAAGGAGAAACUCCUUUGAAGUUUUUCCCUAAAAUCUCCAUCUACCUCCGGGCAACUAACGCUAGUCAGUCUUUCCGCAUCACCAUCCUCCCUCAGCUCUACAUUCAACCAAUCACAGACAUCGACGGCACGUUAAACUGCUACCGCUUUGGCAUCUCGCCAUCAGCCAACGGCCUGGUGAUCGGAGCCACGGUCAUGGAGGGCUUCUACGUUGUCUUUGACCGUGCGCAGAAGAGGGUCGGAUUUGCCGUCAGCACGUGCGCCGAGACCGGCGGGGUGCCAGUGGCGGAAAUUUCCGGGCCGUUCUCGGCGGUCGACGUGACUUCGGAGUGCGUGGGGGGGUUCGCCAUUAGGGAGCCCCUCCUGUGGAUCAUCGCCUACGCCUUGAUGGGCGUUUGCGCCCUGGUGCUGGUCAUCCUACUCGUCCUGCUGUUUUUGCCCUGCCGUCGCCGUAGAGAUGGCGAGAUCACUGACCAGUCUUCGCUGGUACGCCAUCGCAUCAAGUGACGUCAGCUGACCGCGGAGCUG
Molecule: messenger RNA, 1554 nt
Organism: Chanos chanos (milkfish)
Lineage: Eukaryota; Metazoa; Chordata; Actinopteri; Gonorynchiformes; Chanidae
Gene: bace2
Product: beta-secretase 2
Exons: 9
Coding region: 1-1533 (510 amino acids)
Biological process (GO): amyloid-beta metabolic process; membrane protein ectodomain proteolysis
Cellular component (GO): trans-Golgi network; plasma membrane; endosome
Molecular function (GO): aspartic-type endopeptidase activity
Source: RefSeq, a predicted model, not a curated record